GGCUGGGUCAGGAAGGUGCCUUCAACGAGGUGCAUAUCCGAUAUCUCCGCCACCUCUAUCGCCCGAAACACACGAUCCCUCCUCCUCUCCUCCACCGACCGACCCCUCCUCUCCGAGCAGACUGAUCGGUGGACGCCCAGCCUCGUCGUGAUCGGAACCAAACCCAACUUCUCGUCAUGAUCCUCCAUGACUGAUCAAUCAGUGCCAUACGCAGCCUCGAUGUUCCUCAUGUCCCUUUCCGUCAGUGCCGUGCUGCCCAACGGGUCCGUCCGACUGCCGGCGGACGCCAUGAUGGCCACCGGUUGCGUUUUCGAGGAGAUGCCAUGAGCGAGGGGGGAGGUGGCGGGAGAUGUUCUCUCCCAUCAGAGUAAAGAGAUGUGUUUGCUUCUCUGCAUUUGAAUAAGUCUCAUCCUCAGCUGGCGCCACUUUUAAGAACAGGAAGUGGCAUCCAAGAACAAGGAAGUGGCGCCUCAUCCUUGAAAGAUGGGUCGGAUGCAAGGACGUUGCGGAGUCGUCAGAUGCAGUUGGACAGUAGCAGCAGGCGGCUCGCAAGUUGUUCAUUCAUUCAUUCAUUCAUCAGCGUUCCCAUGAACACAUGAAGCAUUCAUGGAAAUGGUCUUGCAACACCGGGGUGACACCGGCUCGCCACGGUUUUCCUUGACUACCGCGGGCUUUCCCCCAAAUCGUCUCUUUCACCCAAAUUGUCCAAGGGGCACAGCAAACAGAAUGUCGUCUGGUCAGCCGCUGAAACUCUUCAGCUCCACAACGAUGCUGUGAAGGUGUGCGGAUGGAAUAAGUAGGGAUGAAACGGACGAUGCACAAGCCGAGAUGCGACGGCAUAGAGAGAAGGAAGUCUUGCCACAAGUGCAAAUUGGAUCACCCGCAUUUUCUUCAUUUUCUGCGGGGAGGAGAAGGGUGGGGACGGCGUGGACUUCUCCUGACGCUUCACCUUUUCGAUUCCCUUUUCCUUCUGUCAACCGGCAUACCUCGACAACCAGCACUUACAAGAAGUUGAAGUGUCACAAAGGAGUCUUGCCACACUCGUGAAUGUUCCACAGAUGAUUGUAACGAAAAAUCAUCCUCAAACGCACCCACGAGGUAUCUACAGACUUCUCAUUCUGUCUCGUCCAAAUCGUGAUAGCACUGAUAUCCGGACGCUGUCUAUUCUGCCGACAAUGUCCAUCCCACUGACUACUUGAGGAUCGCAUCGAUUGCAGGGGUAGUGAUGCCCUGUCCUUCACCAAGGGUCUUGGCCCAGUUGAUGGUCAUCUCGACAAUAGAUUCGUCUGGACGGAGCAGCUGCUGGACCACCAUGCCCAAAAACCUGCACACCACACGAAGCCAUGCACCACUGCUCGCGACCCACGCCGCAUCUGCACACUUGUCUGUACCCAAUCAUCGCCAAUCGGCCAUGCUUCAGCUCCAUCAACUGCCAGCUGCACAACAGGGAGGGUUGCUAUUCAUCUCCAUCUACGCUCCUUUCUGUUAGCUCUGCUUACUUCUCUCGGAUCCCCUCUCUGGAGAGUCGGAGAGGAUCGAAUCCUCUGUCGCCAGGAAUGCGACCCACAAAGUUGCCGUUGUAGUAUUCGAUGGCGCUAAUCACAAGCAGCAGCUGAAUCAUGCCGAGAGUUGGUGCUGUCAGGGGUGCCUCGAGGAAGUUCUUGCUGGGGAAGGCCUCGUUCCAGCGAUACGUGCUCUGAAAGGAAGACGAUUCAACGUUCCCCAGGCACCUUCGAGCGAUCACGAGCAUACCUGGACGAGCACUCCGAGAGUCGCCAGCAUGCACACACGUCCGUGUUUCAGCUCCACCUCGCGCAUGCGGGCAAGGUCCUGGUUGUUGGUGAAGCCGAAGGGGUCGAAUCCCACGUCACCAACCAACUCGCCAUUCAAGUUGUCAGGCUUCCGAGCGAAGGGAAGGGCAACACUCUUCUCGAUGUCCUGCAUACUGAUCUGACCCCGCGAAGGACGCUGCGGGUCCUGAACCAGAGGGAAGAACAUAGCUUCCUGUACACGGAUCACUCUCUGCUCACCCGCAGUCCAGUCCGUGAUCCUCCAGGUGGCGAAACGAAGGCAUGCGAGGCCUGAACGGCAAGGACGCUGAAGAGCACCACAGGGAUGGAAUUCAUUGGGAAAGGCGGGAGAUACCUCGAGGUAACGAGGGAACGCGAGCCAACCGGAGUAAACAAAUGGGAAACCCUAACCCAUGCCGUGAACCCCUCACCAAUGAGUUGCCCUCCUCCGUGGGGGGGUCGGGACUCGUUCCGCGACCCCAAGCGAAAUGCAAAGCCCCUUGCGUCGUCGCGUAUGCAUGCAAAGCCCCUAAGCUCGCAUGGAAGCCCCAUCAGAAAGACUGUACCGAAUGAAAAAGUCUCGUGGCCCCAAUUACAAACGAACAAAUGAAAAAGUCUCGCUGGCCCCAAUUACAAACGAACAAA
Molecule: messenger RNA, 2435 nt
Organism: Vitrella brassicaformis
Lineage: Eukaryota; Vitrellaceae
Source: the annotation of a GenBank genome assembly